Messenger RNA from Phytophthora nicotianae INRA-310, 591 nucleotides. RefSeq lists its product as hypothetical. Bases 1 to 591 code for a protein of 196 amino acids. The transcript is spliced from 5 exons. The record is from RefSeq and is a predicted model, not a curated record. Lineage: Eukaryota; Oomycota; Peronosporomycetes; Peronosporales; Peronosporaceae.
AUGGUGCACGUGGUCUCGUGCCGAUAUCUGCGCAUCAGUUGCAGCGAGGACGACCACCCACUCUUUCGAUGCUACUACGCCAGGAGCAAUCGGGAACGCAGCAUCAAGCUAUUGCGCUGCUUCCCUCACUGCUGUCCGGAGCACGUUCAGCGCUGCUACUGCGGCUCUUCCGUCCACGUAUUGGUGACUUUCGAUGCUGAAGUAUCGGCUGCUAGUCAGAGGAAUUUACUGGUCUGCGCUCGCUUCGAACCUUCGCGUGUGAUUCCUCCGUGGCCCAUGAAUCUAAUCAAUACAUCGAGAAUUGAGGAAAAUGACGUAAACAUUGAACACAGACUGCGGCCAGGAGAGGUUGUCUCUCUACCGGAGACUCUACUGUCCACAGACAACCGGAAGGCGACGCAGAGUGUCUGGAUACGAGCAGACAGAGAAGGCGAGUCGAAGCAGACUUAUAAGAACGGUGUCCUGUUUGUGCUCAAUAAAUACCGCUUCCCCAAGUGGCUCUACAGCUACGAUAGUAGCGAACCAGAUCACAACUUGGAGAGAUUGACGCCGCUGUACUGGCUCGCCAUGAAUCUCCAGGCUUUUCACUAA